Molecule: messenger RNA, 1122 nt
Organism: Recurvomyces mirabilis
Lineage: Eukaryota; Fungi; Ascomycota; Dothideomycetes; Mycosphaerellales; Teratosphaeriaceae
Exons: 2
Coding region: 1-1122 (373 amino acids)
Molecular function (GO): 2-oxoglutarate-dependent dioxygenase activity
Source: RefSeq, a predicted model, not a curated record
AUGGCGACGACAACACUUCCUCCAUCUACCCAAAGCGAGGCUCGGCAGGCAGCACAGGACUACUUGAACAAACGUCUGGCAAAUGGAGUCAAUGGUCAAGCAUCUGGAAGACCAUUUACCGUCCCCGAAAUCAACAUAUCUUCCUCCUUCUCCUCAUCCAUCGAAGAUCGCAAAGCAGUAGCAUCUCAAAUCCGCAACGCUUGCACGAACUCCGGCUUUUUCCAUAUCACAGGCCACGGAAUUCCGGAAGAGGCUCGUCAAGCUAUCUUAGGACUCGCGAAACGCUUCUUUCGCACUCUACCUCGCGAGAAGAAGGAGGCUCUGCACGUCAAGCACUCCCACUACUUUCGAGGAUGGGAACCCGCAGAUUUUACUUACGUCAAUCCUGGAGAUUGGGGUGCUGACGAUGCUGCUCCAGAGACGAAGGAAGGAUUCAAUUGGGGUUACGAAGCUGGACUUGAUCCUACAGGUGGCGAUGGACAAUAUCGCGAGCUAGAUGGAAAGGAUGUUAAUGGGAAUGUUUGGCCGUCUGAGGAGGACAUCCCUGGGUUCUAUGAUACUGUAAGGCAGUACUAUGGACAGAUUCUGAAGCUCGCGCGGCACCUUUCCAGGCUGUUCGCGUUGUCGCUCGAGCUGCCAGAGGACUACUUUGAUUCUAUGAUGACACAUCCUGGUGGCAUUGCUAGGUUGCUAUAUUAUCCUGCCUCCAAGGAUCCGCAGCCUCUCGGUCCUAAAGUCAAAGACAAGGAGAUUGGUUUGGGAGCGCAUUCUGACUAUGAAUGCUUCACGAUCCUGCUCUGCUCAGCCGCUCCUGGGCUUGAGAUUCUGUCGCCAGAUGACAGAUGGGUGCCCGCCCCUGCAGUUGAAGGCAGCUUCAUCAUCAACGUUGCAGAUUUCCUGAUGCGUUGGACGAAUGGCGUCUACAAGAGUACGGUACAUCGUGUCGUCAAUCGUACGAGGCAGGAAAGGUACUCUGUGCCAUUCUUCUUCAGCAUCAACUACGAUCAAUCUGUUGAGUCUCUGCCUUCCUGCGUCUCGCCCGAGAACCCGUCGAAAUACCCGCCCGUCAAGGCUGGCGAGUACAUUCUGGAAAGAUUGAAGGCGACUGCAAAAGACUCAUAA